This is a messenger RNA of Drosophila ficusphila, 2731 nucleotides long. RefSeq names its product hepatocyte growth factor-regulated tyrosine kinase substrate (gene Hrs). Lineage: Eukaryota; Metazoa; Arthropoda; Insecta; Diptera; Drosophilidae. Bases 126 to 2411 code for a protein of 761 amino acids. The transcript is spliced from 5 exons. The record is from RefSeq and is a predicted model, not a curated record. Gene Ontology annotation, molecular function: ubiquitin binding; metal ion binding; phosphatidylinositol binding.
UUCAUUGAUGUGGCAACCACCGCGUAUUGCAGAAAAAUUUCUAUGCACUUGCAAAACAAUAAUAAUAAUUGUAGUUCAAUAUCAAUAGGAAACAACGACGAAAGCUGCAAGAAAGCACAUAGAAGAUGUUCCGAUCAAGUUUUGACAAAAACUUAGAAAAUGCCACUAGUCACUUGCGAUUGGAGCCCGACUGGCCCUCCAUCCUCCUCAUCUGCGAUGAGAUCAACCAAAAAGAUGUCACUCCCAAGAACGCCUUUGCUGCCAUCAAGAAGAAGAUGAACUCGCCCAAUCCGCACUCGUCCUGCUACUCCCUUUUGGUCCUCGAGAGCAUCGUGAAGAACUGCGGAGCUCCCGUUCACGAGGAGGUCUUCACCAAGGAGAACUGCGAGAUGUUCAGCAGCUUCCUGGAGUCCACGCCGCACGAGAAUGUGCGCCAGAAGAUGCUGGAGCUGGUGCAGACCUGGGCCAAUGCCUUCCGCUCCUCGGAUAAAUACCAGGCCAUUAAGGACACCAUGACCAUCCUGAAGGCCAAGGGGCACACCUUCCCGGAGCUUCGGGAGGCGGAUGCCAUGUUCACGGCGGACACGGCGCCCAACUGGGCGGAUGGCAGGGUGUGCCAUCGCUGUCGCGUGGAGUUCACCUUCACCAACCGGAAGCACCAUUGCCGCAACUGCGGCCAGGUCUUCUGUGGCCAGUGCACUGCCAAGCAGUGCCCGCUGCCGAAAUACGGAAUCGAGAAGGAGGUGCGUGUGUGCGACGGCUGCUUCGCUGCCCUCCAGCGCCCUUCAAGCGGCACCAGCAGCGGAAAGUCCGGAUCAAGACCGGCGGACAGCGAGCUGCCAGCGGAGUAUUUAAAUAGCACGUUGGCUCAGCAAGUGCAGACGCCAGCCCGCAAGACCGAGCAGGAACUGAAGGAGGAGGAGGAACUGCAGUUGGCCCUGGCCCUUAGCCAAUCGGAGGCGGAGCAGCAGAAGCCCAAGCAGCAAUCCCAGCCAGCGGCUGCCUAUCGCAUGCAGCAGCGUUCUCCCAGUCCGGAGGCACCGCCCGAGCCGAAGGAGUACCACCAGCAGCCGGAGGAGGCGACCAAUCCGGAGCUGGCCAAGUACUUGAACCGCAGCUACUGGGAGCAGCGCAAGAUCAGCGAGUCCUCCUCGAUGGCCAGCCCCUCGGCGCCGAGUCCCAUGCCGCCGACUCCGCAGCCGCAGCAGAUCAUGUCCUUGCAGGCGAAGAGCGCGGACGAGGUGCAGAUCGACGAGUUUGCCGCCAACAUGCGCACCCAGGUGGAGAUCUUUGUGAACCGCAUGAAGUCCAACUCGAGUCGUGGUCGCAGCAUCUCCAACGACUCCUCGGUGCAGACCCUCUUCAUGACCCUGACUUCGUUGCACUCGCAGCAGCUGUCCUACAUCAAGGAGAUGGACGACAAGCGCAUGUGGUACGAGCAGUUGCAGGACAAGCUCACCCAGAUCAAGGACUCGCGGGCUGCGCUGGAUCAGCUGCGGCAGGAGCACGUGGAGAAGUUGCGCCGCAUCGCCGAGGAGCAGGAGAGGCAACGGCAGAUGCAGAUGGCCCAGAAGUUGGACAUUAUGCGCAAGAAGAAGCAGGAGUACCUGCAGUACCAACGCCAGUUGGCACUGCAGCGCAUCCAGGAGCAGGAGCGCGAGAUGCAGCUGCGCCAGGAGCAGCAGAAGGCGCAGUAUUUGAUGGGCCAGUCGGCCCCACCGUUCCCCUACAUGCCACCGUCGGCGGUGCCGCAACAUGGAUCGCCCUCGCAUCAGCUGAACAACGUUUACAAUCCUUACGCUGCCGGAGUGCCCGGAUAUCUGGGACAGGCUCAAGCACCAGCUCCCAACGGACACGGACAGUUCCAGGCCAUUCCGCCGGGCAUGUACAAUCCCUCACUGCAACAACCGAUGCCACAGAACCUUCAGCAGCCGGGAGGAUUGAUGCAGCAACCAGCGCCGCCAGGAAACGGCCAGAUGAUGCCGCCCAUGCUCGAAAAUCAGUUCGCCAACAAUCCAGCACUCCUUCAGCAGCCACAAGCUCCGCCGCAGGCACAACAGCAUCCGAUUGCGCAGCCUCCGCAAAUCCCGUUCCAACAGCAGCCUCAGCAGAUUCCCGGUCCACAGUCUCAGCAGAUUCCUGGUCAGCAACCACAGCAGAUUCCAAUUCAGCAGGGCCAACCACAACCGCAACUGGCUCACGUGAUGCUCCAGCAGCAGCAGAUCGUCCAGACCCAUCCGCCAUUGGCCAACCAACCGGCUCCAGCUCCCCAGGCACCGCCAGUCACCGAAAUCGCCUCGAGCCAAGUCCAAGCGGUGGCUGCUGCACCUGCUCCGCCCCAAAACGAACCAGGCCCUCCGCCGGCUAAAGCCGAGGAGCCAGCCACAGCGGAACUUAUUAGUUUCGAUUAAUCCAAUGUUAUUCUUUUGUAUUAUCCUUUGGAGUUCCGGCAAACAGAUCUCGUGUGGUUGUUAUGCCAAAAAUUAGUUUUGUUGAAAAAUUAUGGUUCUUCUAUUCCAGUUUUAAACGGAUGUUGAAAUUCUUUAGUUCAUUGCGGUUAUAAGUUACUAUUCAAGAAGAUUCGCUUUAAAAAAUAUGCAAAAUUUAAGGAGUUAUGAAAAAAAAGACAGGAAAUGCCAUGCGAGAUCUGUUCACGCGCAGAGAUCAGCUCUUUUAUCAAGUUUUAACCAACUAAUGUUAUUCGAAAAUAAAACUUAACUUUGUAUUUUGA